Messenger RNA from Penicillium oxalicum, 1317 nucleotides. RefSeq names its product forkhead box transcription factor. Gene Ontology annotation, biological process: regulation of transcription by RNA polymerase II. Gene Ontology annotation, molecular function: DNA-binding transcription factor activity, RNA polymerase II-specific; RNA polymerase II cis-regulatory region sequence-specific DNA binding. The coding region runs from base 1 to 1317 and encodes 438 amino acids. The transcript has 2 exons. NCBI's taxonomy places the organism in Eukaryota, Fungi, Ascomycota, Eurotiomycetes, Eurotiales, Aspergillaceae. The record is from RefSeq and is a predicted model, not a curated record.
AUGCACGCGUUUGAAUCGAGCCCGUUUUCACCUUUCCCUGAGUAUCAUCAUUCAGAUGAUCUCGAACACUCGCGUCUCAUGGCGUUGCUCUCUGGUGAUUCUGUCCCUCCAUCCACUCGCUCUCUUGCUGGCCCUUCCCCUACCCAUCCUUACCUGGUCAGCUCCCCCACCCCAGCUCACGGAGUGCAUAUUGGAAACACUGUGAGCCCCUUCUCGUCGAUUUAUUCGACCGUUCCACAGGGCCACUUUCAAUCUGGUCCUUCUCCCUCGGUGCAGCACGUGUCUGAGCAACAUCAGCACUUGAUGCGUGUUGCUUCCCCUACUGCCCAUGUUACUCCUUUCUCGAUGGGGUCAUCGCAGUCUCCCCUUCCCUCUGGAGAUGGAAUGAGUCCCGCGGUCACGGCGUCAGCGGCGGAUAGUGGCUCCCCCCAGAUGAGCCCCAGUGGUGCCAGUGAUCAGGGCCCCAGUGGAGAUCUCCCAUACUCUCGGCUCAUUUGGGAGGCCCUCAUUUCGGCUGAGGACCAGAUGCUCCCCCUGCAGGGCAUCUAUGAAUGGUUCAAGCUGAACACCACCAAGGCCCAAGAUGGCACCUCGAGAGGUUGGAAGAACAGCAUCCGACACAACCUCUCCAUGAAUGCUGGGUUUGAGGCCAUCAAGGUUGAGGGUCCAGGAAAGCGAACCAUGAGCUACUGGCGGCUCACCAAGGAGGCUAUCCGGAACGGCGGUGUCCAGUCCACAACCAGAUACCGCAAGGCCGGCGGCAAGAAAGGCAUCGCCUCCAGCCCAUCUGACCCGGCCCGUCUACCCCCAGCAUCGCGGGGCGGGAAAAAGCGUGCAGCCACCAAGCGCCCCACGGUGAAUGAUGAACAGUCCAAGGACCGUGUUCGCCGCAGUCGUCCCCCCGCUGCGCAGCAGAUCCGGGAGUCACCCCCUCAGGCUGGACUCGGCCGUCUGCCGACCCCAUCUCACCCUCAGAUGCAGACACCACCUCACCCGCAGACCCAGCCACACUACCCGACUUCGCUGCCCCAAGCCAGUUUGAUCCCUCUUCAACACCACGGCUUGGGUCCCCUCAUGGCUUCACCUUUCAUGGAGCUACCAUGCCGCCAGUAUCAACCUAUGCCAAGUCAACAGCCCGUGGGAUUCCCUGGAACCUUACGACAGUUUGAUCUUGGCACUGUGAUCGGCGCCACUGGUCUCCCCAACGGAGAGAACAUGGUGUUCUGCGACUCCGCCGAGGUCGCCCCAGAUUACGCUGCUUUUGUGGGGCCCUGGACAGGCAUUCACCAGGUUCAGGGUCCUCUCAUGAUGGACUAA